UACCAUAAUCAUCACAGAUAUAGCUGAGUUACUGAACUCGUCCCGCUUUGCAUUCUUGCACCAUAGGUGGUUUGAAGAGAUGUCAUAAUAAAGGCGGUAACUCGCUUCUGCUUCGGAAAGGAGGCGUUUAGUGAGAAGGAAGCAACCCCGGACAUGCACCGAGCUAACUCCAGCUAGCUUUUUGUUGACAGUGCGGCUGCUGUCAAACAGGACCUCCCUUUAAACGGAUAUUUUCUGUCACCUCGUAUUUUUUAUACUCGGUUUUCACGCGUGCUUGUGAUUCAUGUUACUUAAAAUUUAGUUAAAAGUUUUUUUUUAUUACUUUUGGAGCACAUGUGGAGUUAAACUAUGGCAUCAAGAGGAGGCUUCCCGGGUCCGCAGAUGAACCCAAACAUGAAUCCCAUGAAUGUGGCUCAUGCAGCGGUUGUGAGGAUGCCACAAUCCCCGGCGGGAUACCCCCGGAGCAUGAACACCGCCCCGCAGUAUCCCCAGCGCCCAGGGAUGCCACCCAGUGGAGUCAGGGGCCAUAUGGGGUCAAUGGGGGGUCAACUCCCGGGUCCUUCUUUUGGAGGUGGGAACAUGUCCAUGCGUCCUGGAAUGGGACCCCCAUCUAUGGACCCCUCAAGGAAACGUUUUCUACAACUUCAGCAUCAGCCACAACAAGAUUCUGUGGGAGGCCCAAGGCGUGCAGGAGCCAAAAGACGUAAGAUGGCUGACAAGGUCCUCCCUCAGAGGAUCAGAGACCUUGUUCCUGAGUCCCAGGCGUAUAUGGAUCUGCUGGCCUUUGAAAGAAAACUUGAUCAAACCAUAGCUCGAAAACGGAUGGAGAUUCAAGAGGCCAUCAAGAAACCCAUCAUGCAAAAGCGCAAACUCAGGAUCUACAUUUCAAAUACAUACACCCCUAGUAAGCCUGAGGGUGAGGAAGCUGAGAAAGUGUCCUCAUGGGAGCUCCGGGUGGAAGGCAAACUUCUGGAAGAGACCGGAAAACAGAAGAGAAAGUUCUCGUCCUUCUUCAAGAGUUUGGUGAUUGAGUUGGAUAAAGAACUCUAUGGACCAGACAAUCACUUGGUGGAGUGGCACAGGAUGCCAACAACUCAGGAAACGGAUGGUUUUCAGGUCAAACGACCUGGAGAUGUGAAUGUCAAAUGCACUCUUCUCCUUAUGCUUGACCACCAGCCCCCUCAGUACAAACUUGACCCACGUCUGGCUCGUCUGCUGGGCGUGCACACACAGACUCGGGCCAGCAUCAUGCAGGCUCUUUGGCUUUAUAUCAAAAACAACAAACUGCAGGACAGCCAUGAGAAGGAAUACAUCAACUGCAACCGCUAUUUCAGACAGAUUUUUGGUUGUCAUCGCAUGAGGUUCUCAGAGAUUCCUAUGAAACUUGCAAGCCUUUUGCAGCACCCAGAUCCAAUCAUUAUCAAUCACAUGAUCAGUGUGGACCCGACAGAUCAGAAGAAGACUGCGUGCUAUGACAUUGAUGUGGAAGUGGAUGACCCGCUGAAGAGCCAGAUGAAUAGCUUCUUAUCCUCCACCACAAACCAACAGGAGAUUGCAGCUCUGGAGAUGAAGAUCCAUGAGACGAUAGAGUAUAUAAAUCAAUUAAAAACAGAGAGGGAUUUCAUGUUAAGCUUCAGCAAUAAUCCACAGGAGUUCAUACAGGAUUGGCUCAAAUCACAGAGCAGAGAUCUUAAGCUAAUGACUGAUGUGACUGGAAAUCCUGAGGAGGAGAGAAGGGCAGAGUUUUAUCAAGAAGCCUGGGUCCCAGAAGCUGUUGGCCGAUACGUUUACUCAAAAGUGCAGCAGAGACGUCAGGAGCUGGAGCAGGUGUUGGGGAUCCGCCUUACCUAAAGACACAGAUGUUGAAUCUAAAUCUUACUUGUGCUAAAAAGCUUGAUCAGAAUCAAGUGGAUGUUGCAGGUUAGGAGUCUAAAAGCCAUCUUUGUAAAUAUGAUAAACUGGUAUAACUGGUGCUUUGUUUGUUUUAAAAUCUAAAUUUUAUUGGACCAAAGUGCAAGUGUUUAUGGUCAAUAAUUGUUAUUCUUGCUUAGUUGUUUUGUACUUAAAUUGUACAAAUUGCAGCAUUGAUUUUGUUAAAUAUGAUGUGAAUGAUCCAUCUCUAAACCAUAGGCAUUGGUGCUAUUUAACCUUUUUAACUGGUUGUGGAUGGUUGAUUUCUUGUAUUGUUUCUUUGUUUUGUUUAAUGUUUCUCUUCCAUCUAAAAUCUUCUAUUGACCUGUAAAAUGCUUUAAUCUUUUUCCUUCUUGUAUUUGGCCAUUUAAGUAAUCAAUGGCCUUUAUACUGUGAAGAUUAACAGAAAAGAGAUAUGUCUUAUUAAUAAUGGCAGCAAAUAUAUAUAUUUUUAUUGGGUAACUUGAAUGCUUUUGUACAGGGCUUAUAUGGGAUCUUCUGAACAUUCCAGGUUAACAUAUUGUGUAACUUUCUUCACGUUUUUGUUCAUCUGCAUGUUUUAUAAUGACAAUCAAAGAGCCAUAUAUUUUAUAUAUCUGGAUUUUUACAAUAAACAUUUACCAUUA
This is a messenger RNA of Boleophthalmus pectinirostris (great blue-spotted mudskipper), 2537 nucleotides long. RefSeq names its product SWI/SNF related, matrix associated, actin dependent regulator of chromatin, subfamily d, member 2 (gene smarcd2). NCBI's taxonomy places the organism in Eukaryota, Metazoa, Chordata, Actinopteri, Gobiiformes, Gobiidae. Gene Ontology annotation, cellular component: nucleus; SWI/SNF complex. The transcript has 13 exons. Gene Ontology annotation, biological process: regulation of transcription by RNA polymerase II. The record is from RefSeq and is a predicted model, not a curated record. Bases 349 to 1851 code for a protein of 500 amino acids.